Molecule: messenger RNA, 558 nt
Organism: Zygotorulaspora mrakii
Lineage: Eukaryota; Fungi; Ascomycota; Saccharomycetes; Saccharomycetales; Saccharomycetaceae
Gene: ARL1
Product: Arf family GTPase ARL1
Exons: 1
Coding region: 1-558 (185 amino acids)
Biological process (GO): vesicle-mediated transport; intracellular protein transport
Cellular component (GO): cytoplasm; Golgi apparatus
Molecular function (GO): GTP binding; GTPase activity
Source: RefSeq, a predicted model, not a curated record
AUGGGAAAUUUUUUCAGCUCCAUGUUUGAUCGAUUGUGGGGUGUCAACAAGGAAUUGAGAAUAUUGAUUUUGGGCCUGGACGGUGCCGGUAAGACGACGAUAUUGUAUAGACUGCAAAUUGGUGAAGUGGUGACAACUAAACCCACAAUCGGAUUUAACGUUGAGACAUUGAGCUAUAAGAACUUGAAAUUGAACGUGUGGGAUCUAGGUGGUCAGACAAGUAUCCGACCUUACUGGCGCUGCUACUAUACUGAUACGGCAGCGGUAAUAUUCGUGGUAGAUUCGACCGAUAAGGAUCGUAUGGCUACAGCUUCAAAGGAAUUGCAUGUUAUGCUGCAGGAGGAGGAGCUGCAAGACGCGGCCUUGCUGGUUUUUGCCAACAAGCAGGAUCAGCCAGGUGCUCUGAGUGCGACAGAGGUAUCUAAGGAGCUGAAUCUGGUUGAAUUGAAGGACAGAAGCUGGUCCAUUGUGGCUUCAAGUGCUAUUAGAGGUGAGGGUAUCACCGAAGGAUUGGACUGGCUAAUCGACGUGAUAAAGGAGGAACAGCUCGCUGCCUAA